UCAACGCGGUCGAUGAUCGUUCGAAUCGCUGGAUAUGGAGAACCGAAUCACGUGGCAACAUGCACAUGGUUUUCAGGCUAUGAAUGAAAAUAUCUGGCAGAUUUUCUGCAGAAGCCUUUAGAGGAAACCGGCAGGUCUUCCAAGCCAUAAAGGGAGACCAGAGGGGCUGGACCACGUCUCUACAGAGAGGAGGCAAUCCGUCCGUGUAUUUUGUCGAGAGAGGCGGGGGAAGGGGGUGUCUCUAAGGGCGGCUACGACCAGAAAUUUCGCAGAGAUGGAGUUUCUGCAGAAUCAUCACACGGUGAACACCUCCGAACCGCCGUACACCCUUGGCACAGGUUCGGUAGGAAGUAUCGAGGCCACCAUACCUUCCGGCCUGUGCACUGGGUCCCUUGGUGUCCUGUCCACCGAAGACACCUUAACGGAUAAUCAAAACGAAGAGACUCUGGGUGCGCUGCAAGGCACGCUUCGUCUACAGGAUCUGCAAAAUUCUCCGCAAGACAUUGGCGGUGAUCAAACGCAACACAUCCAAAAUUCCGGACAGAACCAAGUAGUCAGCGAGUUCGGGGCCAGCUUCUGGGUCGACGAUAUGGCUGGUUUUCCAUUGCCACCGCUGGACUUGGACCCGUUACCUCCUGGUCUCUUCAGCCCAUGCUCGGCAACCUACAAUUGGGGUUGCACCAGAGGAGAAUGUGCGCCGAGAACGAGCAACGCGAACGGGGAAGGUGUCGCGGACGUCUUACUGUCGCUAAAACAUGCGGUGGUCCAUCCUGGAAGUCCUACCGGCGGAUACUACUCCACGGGAGGAUCGAGUCAUCAUUAUUCUCAAGAUUAUACUCAAAAUCUUGGCCCACCUGUCCCACCCACGCAUUACGCGUCUACACCAGCCAUGUCUGUGAACGUUUCUAUGAAUAUGACCAUGAACAUGAACAUGCACUCUGGGUACGAGCAAAGCUAUUCGUCGGCAUGGGGCGUGGAACCCCUGUUAAGUCCCGCCCAGCAGUAUAAUCCUGUGGAGCAGCAGGCAAGGGUGAAUCAACCCCCGGCCAAUAGUCUGAUCGGCACCGGUACCCAUCCUCAUUCUCAUCCCCCGGCGCACGGCCAUUCCAGGCUGCAAUUGUCCAGUGAGCAUGCUCUGUGCAUAGGCGCCACCGGGAACCCAGUCACACCCGACGACAAUGGCAGACCUAACCUAUGCCGAAUUUGCGGCAAGUCGUAUGCGCGACCCAGCACCCUCAAGACGCAUCUUAGAACGCACUCUGGGGAGAAACCGUUUAGAUGUCACGCGUGCUCCAAGGCAUUUAGUCAAGCCGCGAAUUUAACUGCCCAUGCAAGAACUCAUUCGGGAGAAAAACCAUUUCGAUGUCCAGUGUGUGAUCGGAGAUUUUCGCAAAGCAGUUCCGUAACCACACAUAUGAGAACGCACUCAGGAGAACGUCCGUAUAGAUGUCGAUUCUGCAAAAAGGCAUUCUCGGAUAGUUCUACAUUAACCAAACAUCUUCGUAUUCACUCUGGCGAGAAACCAUAUCAGUGUAAGCUGUGCUUGCUGAGGUUUAGCCAAAGCGGUAAUCUGAACAGGCACAUGAGAGUCCAUGGCGGUUCUCUAACGUGACACAGCUCAAUAUCGAUUAUCGAUAACAAUCGUGUUCUACCGCGAUGUUGUCGAAUACCUGUGAUUCAACUUGGCUCGAGCUUACCAGCGAAAAUGUAAAAUAAAAUAACUGCGACGAAUGUUGAUACUCUC
Messenger RNA from Bombus pascuorum, 1744 nucleotides. RefSeq names its product protein glass-like. Gene Ontology annotation, cellular component: nucleus. The record is from RefSeq and is a predicted model, not a curated record. NCBI's taxonomy places the organism in Eukaryota, Metazoa, Arthropoda, Insecta, Hymenoptera, Apidae. The transcript has 7 exons. The coding region runs from base 275 to 1612 and encodes 445 amino acids.